Triplophysa dalaica is the source of this 1381-nucleotide messenger RNA. RefSeq names its product short chain dehydrogenase/reductase family 39U, member 1 (gene sdr39u1). The coding region runs from base 112 to 1020 and encodes 302 amino acids. Lineage: Eukaryota; Metazoa; Chordata; Actinopteri; Cypriniformes; Nemacheilidae. The transcript has 6 exons. The record is from RefSeq and is a predicted model, not a curated record.
CUCAUGUACAUAACUCUUUCUCGUUUAACCUUCGUAGUCAGAAUUAUGUGUAUGUAACGUUACUGGAUUUCUGCUAAUCGACAGGACAACGGACCCUACAUCACAGUCAUAAUGAGAAUCAUAAUAGGUGGAGGUUCAGGGUUUGUUGGUCGUGAGCUGACACGUUUGUUGAAAACCAAAGGUCAUGAAAUAACAAUCAUAUCCAGGCAGCCAGGUCCAGGGAGAAUAACAUGGGCUGAUGUAGAGUCAGGGGGUCUACCACCAUGUGAGGGCGCUGUCAAUCUAGCAGGGGAGAAUAUUAUGAACCCCUUGAAAUGGUGGAAUGAAAGUUAUAAGAGGGAUCUGUUCUCCAGCCGUGUAGAUACAACCAAACUGUUGACUCAGGCUAUUACCGCCUCGCCUAAUCCACCACAUUCAUGGGUGCUUGUCACAGGAGUUGCCUGUUAUAAUCCUAGUCUUCAAACUGAAUACACUGAGGAGAGUGACUGGACACCAUUUGACUUCCUGUCUCGUCUGGUACAGGAGUGGGAGCGAGCAGGGCAGCUUCCUGACAACAGUGCUAAGAAAACGAGACAAGUGGUGAUCCGACCAGGUGCCGUGUUAGGACGUGAUGGUGGCGCCAUGAAACAGAUGAUGAUCCCAUUCUGGCUUGGUCUUGGUGGGACUCUUGGCUCGGGACGUCAACCCUUUCCGUGGAUUCAUGUCUCAGACUUGGCUGGAAUCAUUGCUCAUUCGCUGGAGCCACAUAAAGAACCACCAUCCACAAAACCUGAUGUGUUUAAUGGGGUUGCGCCUGCUUUGAAUACAAAUUAUGAGUUCACUAAAGAGUUGGGCAAGGCUCUAAAAAGGCCUACGAUCUUCCCCGUGCCCGCCUUUCUCUUAGAUGCCUUCCUUGGUUCUGAGAGAGCCGUUAUCCUCACACAAGGGCAGAAAGUGGUACCCAAAAGAACGCUUGAGUCAGGCUUUGAGUUCAGAUACCCAGAUUUUACCUCUGCUUUAAGGGAAAUUGUUGGACAUUAGAGAUCUGUCGAAACACAAGGUGCUAGCCCAAUAAAAUGUCCUGAAGGAGACUAGGCUUAUUGCUGAUAAAGAUACAUCUAAUGUUAAAUAAUUAUAGUGUAAUGUUGCUAUUUAAAUGUUCUUGACCGCAUUCGUUUUUCCUCCCCUGAAUUAUGUACUGUAUAAGUUUACACACACUUUGCAAAAUCUGAUUUUUUUUUUCAAAGUCUAAGAAUUAAAUUUGAAGCUGUAUAUGAGUUGUGUAUGAGUACAUGAUUGAUCUAUAACUCAGAUUCUGCAAUAUGUAUGUAAACCUGUGACUACAACUUCAUAUCUAUCUGUGUACAGAACAUGUUUUGGGUAGAAUAAAAACUGCAUUUGU